Molecule: messenger RNA, 546 nt
Organism: Salvia miltiorrhiza (redroot sage)
Lineage: Eukaryota; Viridiplantae; Streptophyta; Magnoliopsida; Lamiales; Lamiaceae
Exons: 1
Coding region: 1-546 (181 amino acids)
Source: RefSeq, a predicted model, not a curated record
AUGUCGAAUCUUAGCGGAGUUCAAAAGGAGUUGGCUUUGAUUUGGAAAGCACAAGUCCCUGCUAAAGUAAUUGCUACAGCUUGGAAGGUCCUUAAAGGAAGAAUCGCAACGGUGGACAAUCUUCGGAGAAGACAAGCUGCGAUGCACUUGGCGACUGAUAUGUGUGCCCUUUGUCAGCUGAAAGAAGAAACCAUUGAGCAUCUUUUCUUUCUCUGCCAAAAAACUGAUGAAAUCUGGAAAGAAGUCUUGAGUUGGACAAGUAAGCAAGCUGUUCUUCAUUGUCAAACCAAAGCCCAUUUCAAUGCUUUUGUGAAUCUGGGGAGCAAAAAAGAUGUGGAUUUCUUCCUUGGUGUCUGGGUGUGUGUGAUUUGGAGCAUUUGGAAGACUCGAAACAAUUGUAUUUUCAAUCAAGGAAGUUGGAACAAGGCAAGAAUGAUGGCAGAGAUUAAGGCGAGAUUGUGGGGAUGGCGUUCGAACUCGGUUCAACCAACGCAGGAGCAAGAGUUUCGAAGUUGGUUUACUGCAGCAAGAGGUUUUGACACCUAA